AUUUCCCACCAAUUUUCUAUUUUCCUAUUUCUUCUGUUCUCUCUCUCUCUCUCUCUCUCAGCAGCCAUUAUCACUACGGUAUCCGUGCCUUCAAAAUUGCACCCCUAAGUUCUGUAUGAAUUUAUGUCUUUCCAGGCGCGCCACCACAACUUCGUUUCUUCCAGCUCCUCAGGUCCAUGGUCUCCAGUUAAACCAGUCAAAGCCUAUUUCUUUAAUGGAAAUAUUGUUGGUUUGGAUCACCUGAUAUUUUAUCAUUGUUAUACAAGGAAGAAAAAUCAUGUAAGGCUUUCCCAUGGGGAAAAUGGUAAAUUUAGUCUUAGCUUCAGGUUGUCAGAUUUAAGAAAACAAUCUGGUAGCUUUCAUAAAGUAAGGAGGAUAGACCGUCUCCUGCAUUUGGCUUCUGCUGAUGAUGGUGUGACAGUUAAUGGAAGUCCGCAAGCAAGAACCAGCAAUGAUGUUGAGGAAAUGAGAUAUAAAUUGAAUCAGUCUUUGCAGGAUGAAGAUAACAACACAGGCCUUGUCCAAUUAUUGCAUGAUGCUGCAAGGGUAUUUGAGCUGGCAAUUAAAGAGCAAAGCACUUUGUCAAAGAUAUCCUGGUUCUCAACUGCCUGGCUUGGUGUAGACAAAAGCAGUUGGGCUAAGGCACUUUCUUAUCAGGCCUCUGCGUAUGCUCUUCUACAAGCAGCAAGCGAGAUCUCAUCUCGAGGUGAUGGAAGAGACAGAGAUAUCAAUGUUUUUGUACAGAGGAGCCUGUCCCGGCAAUCUGCUCCAUUGGAGAGCAUAAUUAACGAGAAGUUGUUAGCCAAACAGCCUGAAGCUUACGAUUGGUUUUGGUCUGAGCAAAUGCCAACUGUGGUGACCAGUUUCAUUAAUUAUUUUGAAAAGGAGCAGCGUUUUGCCUCCGCUACUUUGCUAUACAGAAAAGACGUUUCCUCGGUUUCAGGCAAUCCAAGUGACAUAUCCCUUCUCAUGCUUGUACUUAGUUGCAUCGCAGCAAUCAUGAAACUUGGCCCAACUAAAGUAUCUUGUGCUCAAUUCUUUUCGGUUCUUCCCGACAUAACUGGAAGAUUGAUGGACAUGCUGGUUGAAUUUGUUCCUGUUCGCCAAGCUUAUCAUUUGAUAAAGGAAAUUGGUCUGCGUAGAGAAUUUCUUGUCCAUUUUGGUCCUCGAGCUGCUGCAUGCCGAAUAAAGAAUGAGUUGGGUGCUGAAGAGAUUAUGUUUUGGGUGAGUCUAGUACAAAAACAGCUGCAACGAGCCAUUGAUCGGGAGAGAAUAUGGUCCAGACUCACAACAAGCGAAAGUAUUGAGGUUCUGGAGAGGGAUUUGACCAUAUUUGGGUUCUUCAUUGCCUUGGGGAGAAGUACACAGUCCUUUCUAUUCGCUAAUGGCUUUGAGUCCAUGGAUGAACCUGUUGAAGGACUUAUAAGGUACCUAAUUGGAGGAAGCGUGCUAUAUUAUCCUCAGCUGUCAGCAAUUAGUUCUUACCAACUGUAUGUGGAGGUUGUGUGUGAAGAGCUGGAUUGGCUACCUUUUUAUGCAGGCACCAGCAGUACCCCCAUACAUGUUGUUGGACACAAAACUAAAGAGGGUCCCCCAAAUACUGAAGCUAUUCCCCUGGUAUUAGAUGUGUGCUCUCACUGGAUCGAGAGCUUUAUAAAGUACAGUAAAUGGCUGGAGAAUCCAUCUAAUGUUAAGGCAGCUAGGUUCCUUUCUAAAGGGCACAACAAAUUAAAAGCAUGCAUGGAAGAGCUCGGAAUACAAAAGGAUCAGUCACCAGUUGAUAAAGAGUCACUAUCGUUUGAUAAGGCACUGGAGAGUGUUGAAGAAGCUCUUUUACGGCUUGAAGAAUUACUUCAGGAGCUGCAUGUGUCAAGCUCUAGUUCUGGAAAGGAGCACUUGAAAGCUGCCUGUUCAGACCUUGAAAGGAUUCGAAGGCUUAAGAAAGAGGCUGAAUUUCUUGAGGCAUCUUUCAGAGCCAAGGAAGCUUCUCUUCAGCAGGGAGAUGUCAGUGGGUCUAGAAUUCCAGCGGGUGAGCAGAUACAGUAUUCCCGAGGAAAAGGUAGCAAAAGUUCCAACAAAGAAAUGGAUAAGAACAGCAGUUCUCCUGGAUUAUGGAGUUUCUUAAUACGCCGCCCAGCCAAACCGUCUGGCCUGAGCUCUCCACCUGCCAGUGAUAGUGAUGAUGGAUUCUUUGAACACGAAACUGCAAGUGAGGAAAUAGCUGACUCGGAAUCAAAUGAAAUUCAGCGGUUUGAACUUUUAAGGAGUGAACUAAUGGAACUUGAGAAACGAGUUCAGAGAAGUGCGGACCGAUGUGAAUAUGAAGAGGAGGAAAUUCAGGUUAAAGAUGUUGCAUCAGUAUAUGGUACUGAUUCUAAAGACACUAGGUUGGUUCAGGUUCAGAAGAAAGAUGGUAUUAUUGAUAAAUCACUGAAUAAGCUGAAAAAGACAAGCACGGAUGUUUUACAAGGCACUCAGCUUCUAGCCAUUGACACUGCUGCUGCUUUGGGUCUGCUUCAGAGAGUGCUAAUAGGGGAUGAAUUAACAGAAAAAGAAAAACAGGCUCUCAGAAGAACAUUGACCGAUUUAGCAUCAGUUGUCCCAAUUGGCAUUCUCAUGCUCCUUCCGGUCACUGCAGUAGGUCAUGCUGCUAUGUUAGCUGCAAUUCAACGCUACAUGCCGUCAUUGAUACCUUCCACUUAUGGACCUGAAAGGUUAUAUCUCUUGAGGCAGCUGGAGAAAGUAAAGGAAAUGGAAGAUGGGGUAAGUGCAAAUGAAAAUGAUGAGGAAUAAUAUCCCAACAGAAGCCUCAACCAGACAUUCUAGCCCUAUGCACCAUGCUGCGUAAUGAACAUUUUCUCACACUGAUCACACCCCAAAUGGUUGCCAUUAGCUCAUUUUAUAGUAAGGCACCAAAGGGCUGCAGUCUUCUGGCAUUGACUGGAUUAGCUGGUUCACCCGGUUGCUACAUGGGUGACCCUGCUUUCUAAUUCCGUCAACUGCGUGAUGUUCGCAAACUGGCAAUUUGUUGUACUAUCCAUUUGUUUUGCUACCAUGUAUAUAACUCUAUCAUGUAGUUGAUCAGACUCCAGCUUCUUGUAGUUUGUUUCUGGUUCUCUACUGAUACUGGAGUCGACACUGUAAUUUCCAAUGUGUAGCUUGUAACAUUGAAGCAAUUAUAGAUUACGACAUGAACAAGUGUGGAAGGAUAGAGUUUGAGUGUUUGCGAUACAGCACUUAAGGUUGCAUGAA
Sesamum indicum (sesame) is the source of this 3252-nucleotide messenger RNA. Its product is annotated as LETM1-like protein. Lineage: Eukaryota; Viridiplantae; Streptophyta; Magnoliopsida; Lamiales; Pedaliaceae. Gene Ontology annotation, biological process: intracellular monoatomic cation homeostasis. The record is from RefSeq and is a predicted model, not a curated record. Gene Ontology annotation, cellular component: mitochondrial inner membrane.